ACCCAAAAGCAACAGAAGCCAGACCAUAGUUGCUUAUUAUUUUUAUAGUAUCUGUUGCAGCCAGAAGAAGUUGGCGUAGGUACGAAGCGAAACUCUCCCGCGUUUGUCGAUUCGUCUCCUCUAAUUAACGAAUCCUUGAUUCAACACAACACAUAUUUCUUUCUAGUUUCUACUGUUUUCUUUUCUAUAUGUUCCCCAAUCACACCAUAACCUUAAAACGGACACAACUGUGCUCCUUCCAACAGGACAACAUCGUUCUAAAAACUAUCAAUUAUUCUCUCCGUUUGCUCUGAUGAUUGUUAUUGCUUUCGUAAUCGGCCCCUAGAGUCCUCCAUAAUCCCUUCUGGAUCUCUCCAUGGCCACCCUCUCAGCUUAUCCUAGCCCUAACCCUAACCCUAACCCUAAUUUUCUCUCACCUACAGAACAAACCAACCAAAGCCAGGAAUCUCUCCCUCAGAUGCAACGUCAACCUUCCCCUGACCCGGAGCCGAACCCGACUCCCAACACUAACCCUAAUUUCCACACCCCACUUUCGACCCCACCCGAGGCGGUUCCUCCAGCCGCGCAGCUGCCCUCUCUUCUGAACCUCUCCUUCAACCAGGACCACUGCUGCUUCGCCGCGGGUAUUGACCAUGGCUUCCGGAUCUACAACUGCGAUCCAUUCCGCGAGAUCUUUCGCCGAGAUUUCGAUCGCGGCGGCGGCAUCGGGGUUGUCGAGAUGCUUUUUCGGUGCAAUAUUUUGGCUGUCGUUGGCGGUGGACCCGACCCGCAAUACCCGCCUAAUAAAGUCAUGAUCUGGGACGACCACCAGAGUCGAUGCAUUGGCGAGCUUUCGUUUCGUUCGGAAGUAAGAUCAGUUCGGCUUCGGAGGGAUCGAAUCGUAGUCGUUUUGGAACAGAAAAUUUUCGUUUACAAUUUUGCGGAUUUGAAGCUGCUGCACCAGAUUGAAACCAUCGCGAAUCCGAAAGGACUCUGCGCGGUGUCUCAGGGGGCCGGGUCUUUGGUUUUGGUUUGUCCCGGAUUGCAAAAGGGACAGGUCAGGGUUGAGCAUUACGCUUCGAAGAGGACUAAGUUUAUUAUGGCCCAUGAUUCAAGAAUUGCGUGCUUCGCACUAACGCAGGAUGGGCAGUUGCUUGCUACUGCGAGCACGAAAGGGACGCUGGUUCGCAUUUAUAAUACCGUAGAUGGUUGCUUGCUGCAAGAGGUAAGGAGGGGAGCAGAUAGAGCUGAAAUUUAUAGUUUGGCGUUCUCUUCAAAUGCCCAGUGGUUAGCAGUUUCAAGUGACAAGGGAACCGUCCAUGUUUUCAGCCUUAAGAUUAAUGCUGGUUCUCCAGGCACUGACAGGUCACGAGGUGCAUCCGACCCUGUUACAUCAUCCCAUUCCUCUCUUUCUUUUAUCAAAGGAGUGUUACCCAAGUACUUUAGCUCAGAAUGGUCGGUAGCUCAGUUCCGCCUGGUUGAAGGUUCUCAGUAUAUUGUUGCUUUUGGUCACCAAAAGAAUACGGUGGUAAUUCUUGGCAUUGAUGGAAGGGCGGCGUUGGAAGUAUUUUAUGACUUGUAGGUGUUUGAAGCGAGCUUGGUAAUUACUCAAUGACCUUGACAUAGGAGUUUUUGAUCCACCACUUUCCUAGAGUUAUCUGUUGUCAGAGCAUAAUUUGUGAAAAAUCUUACGAGUUUAUUCUUAGGAAAUUUCCUUGAAGCAUCUAGGUGUCAUCAAGAUGGUCCCUGUUGAUGUGGCCAAAACCUUUGAUAUUCUUUUGCUAGGGUUUUCAUCACUUCCUCUGCUGCUUUUCACUUGGCAUGAGCUGACUAAAUCCUUUUUUUUUUUCCUUCUUCGCUGCUACUUUUUCCUUUUGUUCUUGUUUCUGUCUUUGUUGAAGUGCAAAAUUUAUGGGAUAAUGAGGGCCUCUAAAAAGUGCAAUUGAUUA
Messenger RNA from Durio zibethinus, 1928 nucleotides. The record is from RefSeq and is a predicted model, not a curated record. Lineage: Eukaryota; Viridiplantae; Streptophyta; Magnoliopsida; Malvales; Malvaceae.